AUGCCGGCAGAGAGAGCCCGGACAGCCAACACUGCCCGCAAGAGUCCACUCCCUGCAGUGCCGGGGGCGGCCGUUCUCGGGUCACGUGAACGGCUUCGCCCCGCCCCCCCUCGCAAGGGCUCGCGCGGUGGCUGGCGCUCUGGCUUGCGCAGUCGCAUCACGCACAGGCCGCGGCGGGCGGGUCUCGCGGAGGCGGAGCGAGGACUCAAGGACUGUAAGUUCUGUUCUCGCCGCGCCGGGUUGGGCGGCCGCGCGGGGGCGGAGCUCGCGGGGCCAGCUGCUUCCGGCCGGGCCGCGGGGACCUGGGCUCGGACUUCCGGCGGCUGCGGGGCUGCAGUGGUACGGCAUUUGCUUUUGGGCGCUACGGGUGCUGCGGCCCUUCUGGGCUUCGGUUCGGCCUUCGUUAUCAGUGAACCUUUCGGAGCAGGCUUCUGCCCAGGUGGCCCACCGCGCCUGUUCACCUUGAGACUGGGGCCGCACCCAGGACCUGCCGCCUCAGAGGGGCAGGAUUUUGAUGGACGACCAUGUAUCGUUUGCCCCUGGCAUAAAUACAAAAUUACUUUGGCGACAGGAGAAGGACUAUACCAGUCUAUAAAUCCUAAAGAUCCAUCAGCAAAACCCAAAUGGUCUUCCAAAGGAAUAAAGCAAAGGAUUCAUAGAGUGACAGUGGACAAUGGGAAUAUUUAUGUGACUCUUUCUAAUGAACCUUUUAAGUGUGAUUCUGAUUUUUAUGCCACUGGAGAUUUCAAAGUAAUUAAGAGUCCUUUCUGA
Messenger RNA from Propithecus coquereli (Coquerel's sifaka), 771 nucleotides. It is a transcript of the gene RFESD, whose product is annotated as Rieske (Fe-S) domain containing. Gene Ontology annotation, molecular function: 2 iron, 2 sulfur cluster binding. The coding region runs from base 1 to 771 and encodes 256 amino acids. The record is from RefSeq and is a predicted model, not a curated record. The transcript is spliced from 2 exons. NCBI's taxonomy places the organism in Eukaryota, Metazoa, Chordata, Mammalia, Primates, Indriidae.